GCUCAGAGAGGGAAGGACAGAGAGAUAUAGAAGGAAACAAGGAGAGAGAAGGGGUUGGGGAAAGGCACAGAGAAGAGACACAAACAUAGACAGAAAGACAGACAUACGCGCACAAGAAGUGGGGGUAGGAGGCCGGGAGACAGGGAGACCUGAGACAGACAGAGGCCCAGGGGGCUUGAGGACCGUGGGGUGGCUGCCAGCAGGGGCAUCUGAGUGGGUAGGGACAGACAGGAGGCCUGUGGGGCGGGCACCUGGCUCCCCAUCACCACCCACCUCCCCCCUUGGGAACCCUCCGCGUCCAGGCUGGCAGACGGAGGCCCCCGAUGGCGGACUCGUGCCGGAACCUCACAUACGUGCAGGGCUCGGUGGGCCCAGCUACCAGCACGCUGAUGUUCGUGGCAGGCACCGACCUGCUGGGCACGUGCUUCCUGAGCCCCGCCGUGUUCGUGGCCUACGCCCGCAACAGCUCCCUGCUGGGCCUGGCCCGGGGUGGCCCGGCGCUCUGCGACGCCUUCGCCUUCGCCAUGACCUUCUUCGGCCUGGCCUCCACACUCAUCCUCUUCGCCAUGGCCGUGGAGCGCUGCCUGGCCCUCAGCCACCCCUACCUCUACGCCCAGCUGGACGGGCCGCGCUGUGCCCGCCUGGCACUGCCCGCCAUCUACGCCUUCUGCGCUCUCUUCUGCUCGCUGCCCCUGCUGGGCCUGGGCAGCCACCAGCAGUACUGCCCGGGGAGCUGGUGCUUCAUCCGCCUGCGCUCGGCUGAGCCCGGCGGCUGUGCCUUCUCGCUGGCCUACGCCAGCCUGGUGGCCCUGCUGGUGGCCGCCAUCAUGCUCUGCAACGGCUCCGUCACCCUCAGCCUCUGCCGCAUGCACCGUCAGCAGAGGCGGCAGCAGCGGUCGCUGGUGCCCGGGGUGCGGACACACGAGCCCGAGGUGGACCACCUCGUCCUGCUGGCCCUCAUAACGGGUGUCAUGGCCGUGUGCUCCCUGCCGCUCACGAUCCGCGGCUUCACCCAGGCCGUCGCCCCCGACAGCAGCGAGAUGGGGGACCUGCUGGCCUUCCGCUUCAACGCCUUCAACCCCAUCCUGGACCCCUGGGUCUUCAUCCUCUUCCGCAAGGCCAUCUUCCAGCGGCUCCAGCGCUGGUUCUGCUGCCCGGGACCCGGGCCUGGCCGCCACGGGGAUGCGCAGACAUCGCUUUCCCAGCCCGCCUCAAGCAGGAAGGACUCAGGGGUCCCCGCUGCUCUCGGGGGGAAGGAGGGGAGCUGGGUGCCUUUGUCAGCCUGGGGCGGGGGGCAAGGGGCACCCUCGCCUUCUGCUCAGCGAUCUGGUAGCCCCAUGGGGACCCCGUCCAAAGCGGAGGCCACCGCGGCCUGCUCCCUCUGCUGACAUCUUGGGCUGCUCCUGUGAAGUCCCCCCCUGUCUUCUGGGAGCAGGACCCCGAAAAUCAAUGGGCAAAGCCGAGAGACGAACCCCUGGGCCCUGGCCUGCCCAAACUGGGGCUUGCUCAAAUUCUGGGGGCCAUCAGCUGCUUAGUCCUUCUUCUCCAGAGCUGCCAGUUCAGGGAAGCGAGUGAGGGAGAGAGGGAAAGUUUAUCCUGGAGCAUAAAGGAAUAGUUCUCUCAAAAUAACCAGCGGCCUGGGUGGCCCGCUCUGACCCUCGCUUCCCCAAUCCAUCUCACCGUCUAAAUAUUUAGAAGCAGAAAAGUUCCCAGUGGCUUCUGUAUGCUCAGGUCUGCUGGGAUUCGGGUUCCAGCAGCAAUCGUCAAUCAUUUGGGGUGCCCCUCGCUGUCCGCCCCGAAUCCCAAGGGGACAGCUGGGCCCUGGCCCAGGCCACUCUCAGACCAGUCCUCCCUGCAGGCUGCUUUUACCCUCCCCUCACUUCUGAUUCCCCGUCAGACUCAGAAGCCCUGGCUUUGGGCUCACGAGACCUGGCACCCCAAGGGGAGGUGGGAGGAAGGGGAGACUGCUGCAUUGCGGGUGAUAGCUCUGGACAGGGGCCCGGUGUGAAAAGGGCCUGAGAAACUACACAUGUGCAGUAUGCCCUAAGACUCGGACCGUGGGGCAUGGGAAGGGGUCAGUGGGGAGGCUGGGGGGAGAAGGGGUAUCGGAUGUGGAUUUCAGGGACCAAGGACUCAGACCGAAGUCCAGUGCCUGUCCUCAGAGCCCUGAAAAAGUAACUGCCUCCUUAAGGAGAACCUCAUGCGUCCUCUGCCCCUCACAAAACUUUUAGUCAUUCAUUCACUAAUUCAUUCAUUUAAUAACUAUUCAUCAGGCUUCAACUUAGCCAAGUGUUGGGGACACAGAUAGGAUCCAGCUGGGGUGAUUUUCAGCACCCGCCUCCCCACCCCCCAAUUCCCGCUCCUUGGGUUGCAGUUUGCUGCCCUCAGAGAGGUGGGGAUCAAGGGUGGGGAGAGAGGGAGCGGCCAUGAUGGGAAGUGAGUUGGCACCAGGGUGGGGGAGGGCAAACGGGAAAGCGCCCCCCAAACUGCCAGACCCAGUUCCUCUUUCUGGCUUGCUCCAGGGGAGGGGUGCUGGGAUGGUGAGAGGUGAGCCUCCUAGAAAGACAUCAGCCGGUGCCACUGAGGGAGCCCCCCUCCCACUCAGCCUGCACAACACAACAGCCUGGGGGGUGCUGCUAUUUCUGCAGAGUCGGGAAUCAAGACCCAGAGAGGGCAAUCAUCUGCCCCAGGUCACACAGCAAAGAGGAAGCAGAGCCAGGGUGUAGAGUGUGGUAUCUGCAUCUCCAGAGCACAGCUACCUUGUCCUCUCUGUAUGUUGGUUUGCUUUCUGGCAAAAGUGAUAAUAAUCUAGUAUUAGCCCAUAGGAUGGUGAUUUUGAGGGUUUAGCGAUUUCCCCUGAGAAGCAAUUUAGUACAGGACUGUACCCGCCAGCCAUAAAUAUUACUGUCAAUGUAACGCUAUUGUUGUCUUUUGUUGUCUGGUUAAGAGUGGUUUGAAAACAAAGCAACGCUUUUCUCCAUUGUUUUGACUUUUUUUUCCAAUCACCAUUUUCAAAACACAUUACAGAAGAACAGGGGUGUCUGAGAAAGUUAAAAACAGGUCAAGAUAAGUGCUCAUUGGGUACUGAUUUCCUUU
Molecule: messenger RNA, 3096 nt
Organism: Choloepus didactylus (southern two-toed sloth)
Lineage: Eukaryota; Metazoa; Chordata; Mammalia; Pilosa; Megalonychidae
Gene: PTGIR
Product: prostaglandin I2 receptor
Exons: 3
Coding region: 324-1388 (354 amino acids)
Biological process (GO): adenylate cyclase-activating G protein-coupled receptor signaling pathway; positive regulation of cytosolic calcium ion concentration; negative regulation of smooth muscle cell proliferation
Cellular component (GO): plasma membrane
Molecular function (GO): prostacyclin receptor activity
Source: RefSeq, a predicted model, not a curated record